AUGGGAUGUCAAGUGGGAAGAGAGAGAGAUGAGGAUAUUAGUAAAGGGGCUGCUAUUGGUGGUUUCCAAAACGAGAGUGGUCCAUGCAAGGUUGGACAUAAAAAAUUUCCAAUUGCAAUGUCCACUCACCAAAACGAACAUGGUUUAUUCACUCGAAACCAUAAGAAGCAAGUGUUACUUCCAGCAUCGCCUGUUCCCACCAUACUAUCAUUAGCUCACGACGAAACAGGGCACCAAGGAGCAGAUAAAAUGCUUGCAAGAAUUGAAACUCAUUACUGGUGGCCAAAUUCUAUGCUGCUACUCUUGCCCAGGGACACCGAAAUGCACCAAUUCAUCAACGACCAAGAGAAAAGAAACCAUUUGCAUUGA
Paramuricea clavata is the source of this 369-nucleotide messenger RNA. The record is from the annotation of a GenBank genome assembly. Lineage: Eukaryota; Metazoa; Cnidaria; Anthozoa; Malacalcyonacea; Plexauridae.